AUGGAUAGAUAUCUUGUUCAUUCGACUGCUCCUACGGGAAACACUGCUGAGCAUGUAGCCCAUGCUCAACCCGCUCAACUAGCUGGCUCCAAACGAAAGUCCACCGACGCACCACCUACCAUCCAUCUCGAUGACUUCGACGUGUCUGAAGGCCAGGUCAUGGACUCUUGUACCGUAGUCCGUGGCAAAAUAAAGCGCUUUCUUGAUUCAGGCGAGAUGAGAAUUGGGCAAUUCUGCGAUGCCAUUGGGGUCUCUCAAAAUGCGUACAGAAGAUUCAUGGCGGAGAAGGGUCAGUAUGGUGGCAUGGGGUGUGAUACUUAUCAGGGUGCCUGGGAGUUUUUCAGAAAGAGAGAGAUGGCUGGAUUGAAGAUUCCUACCAAGAAGCAAAAGACUGCUGCUGCCGCGAAAGCUGGUGCUUCUGCUGCUUCUGCCAAAUCUUCGACGAUGAUCGGGAAGAAGGAUGCUGUCACUGAUAUCAGUUCUGUUCAUCUUGAGGGAGAAGAUGACGAUUCGGUUGAAGUCUACGACAGCUGCGACGAGAUCCGCAAAAAGAUCAAUGCCUAUCUUCGCAAACCUGGUGUCACAGCCGCUCAACUCUGCCGCGACCUACGCGAUCAAUACCAUAGCGAGAAAAAGCCAUCUCAGAUCCAAUCGGGCCAGCUGACCAAAUUCCGUAGCUACAAAGGUGCUGAUACUGGAAACACUUCUUGCGUCUUUUAUGCGGCGUACGUCUUUUUCGAGAAGAUGAGGAUUGCAGAGGGAAAACCAAUGAGCAAGCACAGGCAAGAAAUGGAAAGCAUCUGGGGUGAUAGCGGUGGCUUCAACAUCACGAGAGGACAUCAUAGAGGGUACCUAUGUCUCGGUGAUGAGAAACCUGUGCAAGAUCAGUUUGGUCGGAUCAGAAUGGUCUGA
Messenger RNA from Aureobasidium pullulans EXF-150, 912 nucleotides. RefSeq lists its product as uncharacterized. The record is from RefSeq and is a predicted model, not a curated record. The transcript has 3 exons. Lineage: Eukaryota; Fungi; Ascomycota; Dothideomycetes; Dothideales; Saccotheciaceae. The coding region runs from base 1 to 912 and encodes 303 amino acids.